AUGCUCCAGCUGAUUGAUCUCAUCAAGAGGAUGCAGAAGUCCAAAGGAGUGAUGGACUCUCGUGUUGCAAAAAAAGGAAAAGAACCAGUGAAACGGAAGGCUGAACAUCAACCAGUGCGACGAACUAAGAAAGAACAGCCUGCUGCCAAAAAGCCCAAAGGACACGAAGAACGGAGGGCUCGAAGACCACCACCUACCCAGAAGCCCAAAGGACACGAAGAACGGAGGGCUCGAAGACCACCAGCUACCCAGAAGCCCAAAGGACACGAAGAACGGAGGGCUCGAAGACCACCAGCUACCCAGAAGCCCAAGGGACACGAAGAACGGAGGGCUCGAAGACCACCAGCAACCCAGAAGCCCAAAAGGCACGAUGAACGGAGGGCUCGAAGACCACCAGCUACCCAGAAGCCUAAAAGACACGAUGAACGGAGGGCUCAAAGACCACCAGCAACCCAGAAGCCUAAAAGACACGAUGAACGGAGGGCUCAAAGAGCACCUUUCAAAGAAACCCCUCCAGAACACAAUAAACGGAAGGCAGCCAAACCACCUGUUAGGCCGAAGAUAUGGCAGGAGGUACUGGAAGAAAGAGACGAACUGGUCUUUGCGCUGAUGGAGCAGAUGGAGUACUUGUCUCCAGUCUCUAAAAAUGUCUUGUUCAUAAACCACUUAGACAAACACAUCUAUGAACUUGAAGCGGCUACAAAAGACCAUUUGGAAAAGGUGAUUACAAGAGUCAAGCAGUGCCGCUGCCAAGAGUUAGUUCCGGAGAGACAAAAAAAGCCGCGCCUUGGCCGGAGGAAGUUAAAAAAGUUGCUGGCAGAACGGAGACUUUUAUUGGCUGCGCUGUAUUUACAAGUAGAAGGCAUUGAUCCAGAGGAGGAGAACCUCUCUAUCAUAUAUCACCUGGAUGGUCACAUACUGGACCUCCUUCUGGCUGGAACAGGCGCGAUGGCAGCAGUCAUAGCAGAGACCAAGAACUGCCAAUGUCAAGCCUACGAAGGACAAGAGAAGAAGAAAUGGAAGAAAGUGAGGGAACAGAAGGACGACUUAAUCUACGAUCUGAUGGUCCGGAUAGAAAGAAAGGAGCCAGUCUCGGCAUAUCUCCCGGUGAUAAAUCACCUGGAACAUCACAUCUUGGACCUGGAAAGGGCAGCAGCACAUGAGCUCAAAGCUGUGAUGAAGAGUAUAAAAAAAUGCUCAUGUCAAGCUGCACUGCCCAAGAAAUUCCAGAAAGAUCGGGAGAAGAAGCCGUCCUUUGGGAUGAUGAGUUGGAUGAACGUUCUGAGAGAAAGAGAUAAUCUAAUGGAGAAAUUAUCAGAACAAUUAAAAGAUGGGGACGACUUCACACUGAGGGGACACUAUGAGAACCACCUGUGGCUCCUCCAGCGAGCAAAAGUAGGAGACAUUGAGUUCCUUCUGGAAAAGGUGCGAAACUGUUGGUGCCAGAAUCCAUGGGAAGAUGGAACUUAUGAACAAGAAAGCACCACUCAAGAAACGGAAAGCGUCAUAGAAUAUUCCUCCUCAUAUGGAUUUGAAGAUAUUCCAGACGACAGAGGCGAAUAUUCGCCUUCUCGUGAAAGUUCGCUCGAUUAUUGGUUUGAAGACGUUCCAGGGGACAGAAACGAAUUUUCGUCCUCUUAUGAAGACUCCUCCCAUUACUCUCUUGCCACCAUCGUCGAACAGCUAGUCCAACAGCAAUUGCAAGAGGAAAAGAACACCCUCGUGGACGAGAUGAAACGGAACGACGAAGCGAGAGAGCUUUUAAUGAAUGAGAGACGUGCUCUCGAUGCGGAAAGAGAACUCUUCUACCAGGAAAAGGCAGAGCUCGACAUUGUGCGACAGCAGUUCCAUGAAGAGAAGACUGCCUUUCAGGUGGAACUCGCUCAAAGGGGGGCCGUGGAUUUGGAUAGGGAAGCCCUCAAAAGAGAGAUGGAAACUUUCUGCAUAGAAUUCGUUGAAUGGAGAGAAGAGCUGAGAAGAGAGAGAGAGAAGCUUCUCAGGAAUCAAGAGAGGCUCGUCCAGGACGAACUGAACUUGAAAUUGGAGAGGGAAGCCCUGCAGAAUGAGAAGAGUCUCUUCGCUACCCACCUCAUACAAAUGAGAGGAGACCUGAUGAAGGAAAAAGAGGACCUCAUCAUCGCCCAGGAGAAGCUGAGGCUAGACAUUGAAGCCUUCACCAGAGAGAAAGAAGAAUUCGAUCAAGUCUCUCGAAGACGACAUGGCUUACAAGAAAGGAAAGACGAACAGGAAAAGGAUUCGAGACUCGAAGAAAAAAUUCAGGAUAUAAACCGUAGAACACUCGGCACCCAAACAAAGAGACGGAGGAAAGACAUGGCUCAGGACAUGACGGAGGAAUUCAGAACUCAUGAAUCUUUACAAAACACAAGAACGGAGGAUGCCAGCGAAGAGGAGGUUAAUGCAAGCACGAAGUCUACUACAGCUGACAAACUUCCGAAGACGGAAACUCGAGGAGAAAAAUACACCGUCGAAAGAUACUCAAAUAAUUCGUCCGUAGACAGUCAGCUGGAAAUAGUGAUCGACGAACUUCGUAGAAUCUGCGAGAAAUUAACCCUAAUGGACAGCCAAUAA
Molecule: messenger RNA, 2589 nt
Organism: Macrobrachium nipponense
Lineage: Eukaryota; Metazoa; Arthropoda; Malacostraca; Decapoda; Palaemonidae
Product: trichohyalin-like
Exons: 1
Coding region: 1-2589 (862 amino acids)
Source: RefSeq, a predicted model, not a curated record